GAACCCGCAAAAAAACUGGACGGUUGUCGUGGAGUUACGUUAACGUUGACCGUAGCGGCGAGUGAAACACGCAGGGAUAAGAACUGGUUGAGAUAAGAACAAACAUCUCUGCUCAAGUUCAAGGGUGCAGCACAAAAGUGAUGGAGUUUCCAGAAGACUUCAACCAGCUGGAGCUCCUGAAUACACAUGGACACCUGAUCCCCCGAGGGGCCAGCAGCCUGUGGACAGGAAGCAAGGAUGAGGAGGAGGAGGUGGAGGAAGAGGAGGAGGAGGAGGGGGAACACAGUGAGGAGUGGUAUCUAGAAAAAGAAGAAACUCUCAAAGACAAACCAACCGAGCUCAUUUUGUGGGCAGCUGAAAACAAUCGGCUUUCUACAGUCCAAAGUUUGUUGACUGCUGAUCCCGCUCUGGUGCACUGCUGUGACGAGGACGGUUACACGCCUCUGCACCGCGCAGCAUACAGCGGCCAUGUUCACGUGGUCUCUGCCUUGCUCGCUGCUGGCUCCAAUGUUAACCCUCACACCAUUGACGGCUGGACCCCCCUGCACAGCGCCUGCCGCUGGAGCCGUGUCACUGUGGCGAGCCUUCUCCUGCAACAUGGAGCCCAGCUGAACGCCCAGACCAACGGAGGACUGACACCUCUACACCUCGCUGCCUCGCACGCCAGCUCUGUAAAAACAGACUCUGCUCAUACGUUAGAGCUCCUCCUCUCACAGCGACACCUGAAGCCUAAUCUCCGCAGCAGCAGCGGGGAGACGGCCAGCGAGGUGGCCCGUCGGAGUGGACCGCAUCACUUUCUAUUUGAGAUGGUAGAGGACUGUGUGAACGUAUUACCCAGUUCAUGAACACAGGUGCUCACAAUCAUCUUCUACACAUUAAAGAUAGAGUCAGUAGAAAUGUUCACAGCAGCUUGUAAACACAACGUUCAAACUGGACCCCUCCUCCUGGGCUCAUCCCCUUGUGAAGCGUGCGCCCACUGCAGGACUGAGUGUGUAUGUUUACUGCCUGUUGCUGCACUGCAAGCUGCCUGAGAAAAGGUGAUUAACAUUUGCUGUAAUGGAAAAGCCUGUAUGUUUGCAUGCUAUCACAUGCUAACCACCUGUGGUUUGCACCUGCCUGUCAAAAAGAGAGCAGCUUACUCUGCAUCCGCAUGUGAAACCCAAACCGAAGGUUCACGCUCAUUACGGAACAAGCUUUAUACGCUUUCCAUUUUGCCUCACUGUGGUUAUAUUUUCUCUUCUUUGCCGUUAUGUCCGUAUCCGUUAUAUUUACUGGUUUGAAUCUGAGCGAUCACUGAAUUAUAUCAACUCCAAAACCUCAUCUGUGGGCUGUCAUUGGCUGGAGGAUACUCACUAGCUCCCUUACCCAGAAACCAUUAAGUCAACUUAAACAAACCAAAACAUCCGAAUCCAGGCAGAGGACAUGGUCUCUGCAGACAGUCACCACCACACAUUUAUGGGGGCCCUUACGUGAUGAUUGAGCAGCAUUUCUUUUGUACAAGUCUCUAUUUAAUGUUCUAGGAAAAAGCUACUGACUCUAUCUUUAAUGCUUCUACUCUCUUGUCAUGCAACGUUUAAUGGACAGCAGGUUCAUGAGCGUUUAUUUCAAAGAUGAUUACCAUGGAGAUGUUAUCUGAAGCAUCUUAUUGAUUACUUGCUUUCCUCCCUCAUGCUAUAGAGCUCCCCAAUGCCUUUUGUAUUUGUUAUCCUUGUAAAGUAUUCUUCAGCAUAUUCCCAUAAAGGAAUAACCACAAGUUGUUUUGCACCAACCUUUUCACAGAUGACAAUAAACAGCCCUAUGUCCCUGAAGGUUGUCAGCCUCUUCUGUAGUUGUUGUUGUUGUUGUUAUACAAGGGAACUUCAAUAAAAACAUAAAUGCUCA
Molecule: messenger RNA, 1881 nt
Organism: Labrus bergylta (ballan wrasse)
Lineage: Eukaryota; Metazoa; Chordata; Actinopteri; Labriformes; Labridae
Gene: ankrd49
Product: ankyrin repeat domain 49
Biological process (GO): positive regulation of DNA-templated transcription
Molecular function (GO): protein binding
Source: RefSeq, a predicted model, not a curated record